AUGGAGAGCAAGCUCCGCGGCCGCAGGCCGGCGCCCGCCCCGGCCCGGCCCGGCGCCCGCUCCCGGAGCGGCUCCGAGGGCCUGUCCCUCCCGCAGGCUCGCGGAAGCUUCCAGAAGAAAGCCGGAGACACCAGUUCCCUCGCCACGCAGAGCCUGGGGGGAAGCAGGUUCCUCAAGACCGGCGCGCCCCCCGCCCGCGGCGCGCCCCCCGCCCGCGGCGCGCCCCCGCACCCCCAGGCCGCGGCUGCGGGCCGCGCCCGGCACACUCCGCGCGCAGAACCUGCUGGAAGAGUUGACGCGCCCGACAGCGACGAGGAGGAAAUGAAGGAGUUGCUGGGGAGCUUGACAGAAUCUUCUACACGUGAGGAAACGUGGACGAAGCAGAGCUCGGCUGCGCGUGAGGACGGUGAGACCCCGCGUGGACCCUCGGCGCUCGCCCUGCCCAGCCCCGAGCCUGCCGGGCCCCUGGGCCGUGCCAGCUCCGCGCACACCCCGCUCCCCGCGGCCUCGCCGCCGCCCUCGCGCGCCUCUUCAGCGCCCGCGUCGUCCGAGCUGCGGCGGCUGCAGCUGGCGUCUCUGUCCACCUGCAGCGAGGCGGGGCCCUGGAACGCGCUGGCGCCCGAAGCGGCCACCGACAGCCCGCAGGACUUCAGAGUCAACAUCCUGUCCCUGGAGGACCUGUCCCUGGAGGACCUGGCUGCAGACGUCAGCGGCGAAACCUCAGCUGGGGAUUGGAGCGAGGAAAGCACCGGCAGCGGAGGGCCGCGGGCCCCGGGCUCCACGUUCCAGGGUGCAGCCAGCCCCGUGGCGGGGGACGAGAGCCAGGUGUCGGAGCGGCUGGGGGCCAGCAUGGCCUCCGAGCCCCCCUCCGAGUCCCCUUCCAGUCUGGCUUACUCGGAGAACUUCGAGCGCUCCCUGAGUCCCAGUGUCUCCGAGCCCGCACCCUCAGGCGCAUGGGGGACCCCCCCGGAGCUGUCCUGCAGCCAGAGCGCUGCGCUGCACCCCGGGCCGCGCCCCGUUAAGGAGGUGGCCGUGCAGACGCAGGAGCCGCUGGUGCCCGGCCUUGCCUACCAGUGGAGCCGGGGGGCCGGGGAGGCGGUUGUGGGGCCGGGCCUGGGCAGCGCCUACCUGGACCCAGUGCCCAUCGCUAGUCAUGUGGUCAGUGCGGAUGCCCUGGAAGCCCUCACAGCCUACAGCCCCGCGGUGCUGGCGCUGAACGAGCUGCUCAAGCAGCAGCUGGGGCUGACGCGCCAGUUCGUGGAGGCCAGCCGCCAGCUGCACAGCUCCUUCCUGCGCUCCCUGGAGGGCGACGCCUUCCACUACCACACGCUGGAGGACGCCAAGGAGUUCAUCCAGUGCCACAGGCCCGCGCCGCUGACCCUGGACGCCGCGCUGCGGGAGGUGACGGAGGAGCUGCGGGGCCCCGCGGGCGCCCCGGCCGCCAGCUGA
Molecule: messenger RNA, 1449 nt
Organism: Dipodomys spectabilis (banner-tailed kangaroo rat)
Lineage: Eukaryota; Metazoa; Chordata; Mammalia; Rodentia; Heteromyidae
Gene: CUNH19orf44
Product: chromosome unknown C19orf44 homolog
Exons: 7
Coding region: 1-1449 (482 amino acids)
Source: RefSeq, a predicted model, not a curated record